AAACGGUACUACUAAACCCUUCAAACCUAAAAAUAAAAAAUAAAAACUUAAACCCUAGUGAGUCCUCCCUCGACUCUUGGCCACCCAACUCGCCGACUCUCUCUCUUUUCAUCUCUCUCCGGCCGGGACUGUUUCUCUCUCUCGCAUAUUUUCAUACAAAAUCGAUGGGGAAGAAGAGGAAGCACAGUGAGACCGUGGUGGUGGCACCGGAAAAGAAGGACGAUACCGCUGCAGAGAGGCCUCAAAGGACACUUUUGGGUUGGAAGGAUAAGAAAAGUGAAGCCCAAGAGAGUGAAUCCACCACCCCAUUUUUCAGGAACAAAGAGAAGGUUUUGGUCACUUGUUCUCGAAGAAUUAAUUUCAGGUAUCGUCAUUUGAUGUUGAAUAUAGUCUCACUUUUGCCUCACUGUAAGAAGGAUAACAAGGUUGAGUCGAAGCAAAGUAAGGGUGCGGCACUUAAUGAGCUCGUUGAGCUCAAAAAUUGUUCUUCCUGUCUGUUUUUUGAGUGCAGGAAACAAAAGGACCUUUAUCUAUGGAUGUCAAAGUGUCCCAAUGGGCCAUCUGUGAAAUUUUUAGUUAAUGCUGUGCACACUAUGGAGGAAUUGAAGCUUACCGGGAAUCAUCUUAAAGGAUCACGACCCCUUUUAACGUUCUCAUCCAAUUUUGAAAACAAACCACACUGGAAACUUUUGAAGGAGAUGAUAAUACAGAUAUUUGGGAUUCCAAAGGAGCACAGGAAGUCUAAGCCAUAUCAUGAUCAUGUCUUUGUAUUCUCCAUCGUUGAUGAUCACAUUUGGUUCCGUAACUAUCAGAUAGCAGUUCCUCAUAAUGAAUCCGACAAAAUCGCAAGAAGGGGCUUGGAAAACAUGACCCUUGUUGAGGUUGGUCCACGAUUUUGCUUAAAUCCAAUCAAAAUAUUUGGUGGCAGCAUUGGAGGGCCAACGCUAUAUGAGAAUCCAUUUUACAUAUCACCAAACCAGAUUCGGGCAAUGGAGAAGCGGAAAAAGGCUGGAAAGUAUGCUAAGAAAGUCAAAGCAAAGACAAGAAGAAAGAUGCAUGAGCAAGAAAAUCCAUUGGAGCCUGAUGAAUUUGCUGGUAUGUGGAAGGAGUGAUUUUCUCUUGAAAGGAAACAGAGCCUUGAAACCAUGUUGUAUUUUUUCUAAAAUGGCAAAUUUUGGUAAACUGUUUUGGGAUAGUUUCAUAUAAAAUUUUGUCUCCCUGGUGAAUUAGCUUACUCAUUUAUGAAAAAAAUGAUUUUGAAAAUCGACUUCAGUGUUUUUUUUCUUAGAAGAAUGUUGAAUUGUGGUUUUUUUUAUAUCAAAAUUAGUGUAACUAAUAUAUUUUAUAUUUCUAUAUUUAUCAAUUGCACAUUUCAUUC
Humulus lupulus (European hop) is the source of this 1378-nucleotide messenger RNA. RefSeq names its product ribosome biogenesis protein BRX1 homolog 1-like. The record is from RefSeq and is a predicted model, not a curated record. Gene Ontology annotation, molecular function: rRNA binding. The transcript is spliced from 9 exons. Gene Ontology annotation, cellular component: nucleolus. Gene Ontology annotation, biological process: ribosomal large subunit assembly; rRNA processing. Lineage: Eukaryota; Viridiplantae; Streptophyta; Magnoliopsida; Rosales; Cannabaceae. The coding region runs from base 165 to 1112 and encodes 315 amino acids.